ACCCUCUUCUGUCUAUCUGUUUUCUGUAUUGAAGAUGAUAUGACACAUGCAUGUCAGCAUGGAUUGUGAAAUCGCUGGCAAUCAUGGAAGGAAAGAGUAGAAAAAAUAUAGGGAAAUAUGAGUUCUGAAGCUGCUGCUUCAAUAAAAAUUGAAUCUUUGGUUCUCUAAAAGAUCCGAAUUGUUAGUUUCUUCGGAGCUUCCAUUCAUAACUGAUUCGAUUCGAUCCGACGCCUUGGUUAUAACCUAGUCUGGGUCUUUCUUUUCGUCAACAUUCCAUAAAUUUUCUUCAUCAUCUCUAUGCAAGCUCACAACACAACCUCUCUCUUUCUGUGAGAAGACUGCAGACACUCUGGUUUGUUGAUGAUCAUCUAAACAACACUGCAGCGGAUUUCCCAGAAUUGCCAGUUUUGCGUGCAGUAAAAGAUGGUUGCUUUUGGGAAGAAGUUGAAGGAAAGACAAAUUCAAGAAUGGCAAGGAUACUACAUCAAUUACAAACUGAUGAAGAAAAAGGUUAAGCAGUAUGCUAAUCAAAUUGAAGCUGGAGUCCUAGAUCGCCGUCAUGUCCUCAAGGAUUUCUCGCAAAUGUUGGACUACCAGAUUGAAAAAAUUGUGCUUUUCCUGCUGGAACAACAAGGAGUACUUGCAAAAAGGAUUGCUGGAUACAAUGAACAGCAAGGUGUUCUUCAAGAACAGCCUGAUAUAUCUAAAAGGCAUGAGCUGCGUGAGGCGUAUAGGGAUGUGGGGCGUGAUCUUCUAAAGCUUCUCUUUUUUGUUGAAAUGAAUGCCAUUGGACUUCGGAAGAUCCUUAAAAAGUUUGACAAACGGUUUGGCUAUAGGUUUACUGAUUACUAUGUCAAAACUCGGGCUAAUCAUCCUUAUUCUCAACUUCAGCAAGUUUUCAAGCAUGUGGGAUUAGGGGCAGUUGUUGGAGCAGUAUCUCGUAAUCUUGCAGAACUUCAAGACCAUCCGGGGAGUUACUUAUCUAUUUAUGAUCAGCCUGCUCUCCCGGUUCAGGAUUCUGUUGUAGACUCGAUAAAAGCAGCUGCCGACAGAUUAACUCAUUCAACAAACUUCCUCAACUUUUUGGGCCAACAUGCACUUAUCAUGCAAGAAGAUUUGCCUAUCCCGGUUGAUCAGGAACACGUUGAUGAUCAGAGUUACCAUUUCAUGUCGCUCCUAUUGAACCUGGGAAACACUUUUCUUUAUAUGGUGAAUACAUAUAUCAUUGUUCCAACAGCGGACGACUACUCCAUGAGCCUUGGCGCUGCUGCAACAGUUUGCGGUGUUGUAAUUGGGGCAAUGGCCGUUGCACAAGUUUUUUCAUCGGUGUAUUUCAGUGCUUGGUCUAACAAGUCUUACUUCAGGCCCUUGGUAUUUAGCAGUAUAGCUCUUUUUGCCGGUAAUACCAUGUAUGCAUUGGCUUAUGACCUGAAGUCAAUUACAAUUCUUCUUAUUGGUCGACUAUUUUGUGGGUUGGGUUCUGCCAGAGCUGUGAAUCGAAGGUAUAUCAGUGAUUGUGUGCCACUUAAAAUCCGUAUGCAGGCUUCAGCUGGUUUUGUCAGCGCUAGCGCUCUAGGAAUGGCGUGUGGUCCAGCACUUGCUGGAUUGCUUCAAACUAAUUUUAAGAUUUCGAAGAUAACAUUCAACCAAGAUACUUUACCCGGUUGGGUUAUGGCUUUCGCGUGGUUAAUAUAUCUGAUAUGGUUAUGCAUCUGCUUUAAAGAACCUGCUCGUCAACACGAAGAAAACCAUGCUCCACAAGAAUCUACUUCUGUAGAUUAUACCGUGCUUGAAAAGGGUCCGACGCAACCUUUGCUGUUAAAAUCUGAGGAACAGAAAGAUGGCGAGGAUGAUCAAGAAUGUGAUGGAAGUGAAGAAGGUGUAGAGGAUUCUCACAAACCAGCCAACUCUAUAGCGUCAGCAUACAGAUUACUCACUCCGUCUGUGAAAGUUCAACUGUUGAUUUACUUCAUGUUGAAAUAUGCUAUGGAGAUUUUACUUUCUGAAUCUAGUGUCAUUACUACGUAUUACUUUCAUUGGUCAACCGGUAGAGUGGCUAUUUUUCUUGCGUGUCUUGGCCUAACUGUUCUGCCAGUAAACAUUGUUGUUGGAAGUUACAUUAGCAACAUGUUUGAGGACAGGCAAAUCUUGUUGGUGUCUGAAAUUAUGGUUUGCGUGGGUAUUCUCCUUAGCUUUCAAGUAUUAGUCGCAUAUUCUGUGCCACAAUAUGUCGUCUCGGGGCUCAUUAUGUUUGUAUCUGCAGAAGUAUUGGAAGGUGUGAAUCUGUCGCUCCUGUCUCGAGUCAUGUCGUCCCGGCUGUCACGAGGGACCUACAAUGGCGGGCUGCUGUCGACAGAAGCUGGCACGAUUGCUCGAGUUAUCGCGGAUGGCACUAUAACCUUAGCUGGAUAUCUGGGUGAGAGUAGGCUCUUGAAUGUCACUCUCCUUCCUUCACUUCUCAUCUGCAUAACUUCCAUUAUUGCCACCUGUCUUACCUACAAUUCCUUGUAUUGAUUUGGUAUUCACAAGAAUUCAUCUCAAUUCCAUUCUUUUCUUCCUGCUUUUAGGAUCAUUAUAUUCAUCCAUUCAUUUCAUCAUUUGUAUAUUUGAUUUUUGGGAACUUGUACAACAUUGUACUAUACAAAUAUACAAUGUUAUAGUUUGGAAAUAUAUAGUAAGGUGUGUUCUUGUGUCUUCUUUA
Messenger RNA from Ipomoea triloba (trilobed morning glory), 2701 nucleotides. Its product is annotated as SPX domain-containing membrane protein At4g22990. The transcript is spliced from 11 exons. Gene Ontology annotation, cellular component: plant-type vacuole membrane. Gene Ontology annotation, molecular function: transmembrane transporter activity. The coding region runs from base 424 to 2514 and encodes 696 amino acids. Gene Ontology annotation, biological process: transmembrane phosphate ion transport from cytosol to vacuole. Lineage: Eukaryota; Viridiplantae; Streptophyta; Magnoliopsida; Solanales; Convolvulaceae. The record is from RefSeq and is a predicted model, not a curated record.